UCCUCUGUCUGCUCCUCCUUUCACUCCGCUCUCCCGCAGGCCUCCACCUCUGGCCGGCCACACGCAGCCUGACUCCGGGGGAACUCAAGAGAGGUCGGCUCGGACCCAACGAGAGGGAGCGAGGGAGCGGGGGAGAGAGAGCAGUUGCUGGGACACAAUAUUUUUUUCCGAUCGCAUUGCAGCACUUCACACAUUCUCCCAUCUGGAGCUUCCUCUGUGUUUUUUUUUUCUUUUCUUUUUUUCCCUCAAUUCAUCUUUUUUUCCUCGGAGGGGAGAAAAAAAAAACCCCAACAACUUUACACGCAAUGGAAAGAUGUAAAAAUCAGUCCGGACACUAAACUUGGGACACCGACUGCGCCUGCUGGGCUCACUCGACAGGACCGUUAGGUGUGCAGCCGGCUCGGCGGGACCCGGAGCCCUCUGUGGGACAGGACGAGUCAAACACAACCGAGAGGCCCCGGGAGCGCCUGUCUGCUGCCCGAGUCGCCGCGGGGGAAGACGCCAGAGAAUUCAUUUGGAAAUGAGGCCCAGAGAGGUACACAUAUUCAAUCAUCCACCAAAAAAAGGAUGCUGUCAGAGCUGAGUGAGUGGUUCUGGCAGGAGCGGCUGUGGUUCCCCAAGGGUCUGGGCUGGGCUGACCUGGAGGAUCGGGAUGGACGUGUUUAUGCCAAAGCCCAAGAUUUGUGGGUGGCACUGCCCAUCGCCCUUGUGUUCCUCAUUAUUCGUCAGAUCUUUGAGAGGACAGUGGCUACACCCCUGGCCUCUCUACUCGGGGUGAAAGAGACUGUGCGGCUCAAGGUCCCUCACAACCCCACACUGGAGUCCCAUUACUGUAACAUUACCAAAAACCCCACACAGAGUUCAAUAGCAGGUCUUAGCAAGAAGACUGGCAACUCGGAACGACACGUGCAGAGAUGGUUCAGGAGACGGAGAAACCAGGACAGACCGAGUUUGCUCAAAAAAUUUCGAGAAGCGAGUUGGAGAUUUACCUUUUACCUUCUUGCUUUCAUUGCUGGCCUGGCUGCCCUCAUCGAUAAACCUUGGCUGUAUGACCUGAAGGAGAUGUGGCAGGGCUUUCCUGUGCUGACUCUCCUGCCAUCUCAAUAUUGGUACUACAUGAUCGAGCUGGGUUUCUAUAGCUCUCUGCUCUUCAGUGUGGCUUCGGAUGUGAAACGCAAAGACUUCAAGGAGCAGAUCGUCCACCACGUAGCGACCAUCCUCCUCAUCAGCUUUUCUUGGUGCGUUAACUACAUUCGUGCUGGAACUCUCAUCAUGCUGGUGCACGACUCCUCAGAUUACCUUCUUGAGUCUGCGAAGAUGUUCAACUAUGCUGGGUGGCGUAACGCCUGUAACUACAUCUUCAUUGUGUUUGCUGCAGUCUUCAUUGUCACUCGUCUGGUCAUCUUCCCCUUCCGCAUUAUUUACUGCACGUGGAUUUAUCCAGUGACCAUCUAUGAACCCUUCUUUGGCUACUUCUUCUUCAACGGACUUCUGAUGGUUCUGCAAUGUCUUCAUAUCUUCUGGGCCGUCCUCAUCAUACGCAUGGCAGUCCGCUUCCUCACCAACAAUGAAAAAGUGGAUGAUGAAAGGAGUGACAAAGAUGAAACAGAUGAAUCGGACGAAGAGGAGGAAGUGAAGGUGGAAGAUAAAAAGGACAUGAAGAAAAACGGGCCGGUGCAGAAUGGUCACACAGUCCACAACAACAACCACAGCAAGACAAAGUGAAAGAAAACAAGUGUCAGGGUGUAGGAAUGUGAGAUGGACUCUUAUCCCUCACUAGGUGAGCAGGAGGGAGGGAUGAAAAGAGAGAAAUUUGACACUAAUACCUUUGCACGACACAAAAACACACUACCACAUGUUCAUUCAUACUUUUAGAGGGCACAGAGAUCCAGCAGAUGAUACACAGUAUGUGGCAGGGAGAUUGUUGUGCUUUGUCAUCAAAAUGUCAAAUGUCUCAUUGUCAGUGUGAGAUGUCUUUCACAAAAUUCAGUGGAGAAAAUGGAGAGGACCAAAGUGUGGAGAGGACACAGGGAAGGGGGUGAUGCUGCUUCUAUUUACGCGUUCUUGUUCUAACUGUGCCUUAGAGCCAGCUGAUUGCUGUCCAAAUGCCAUUUUAUAGCUUUUAUGCUUAAAUCUCGUGUCGCUUUAUUUCAUUGUACCUUUUUUGUUUUCUACUGAAAGAGCAAAAGACUGAACGUUUUAUGAAAGUGGAACAAUAGGGCAUUUAUUUCCCUAAUUUUUCUGUCUAUGCAAGUAUGUGUAUGUUCAGCUAUUGCAGUGUCUUUGCACAGGCAGUAGGACUGUGUGUCUCUGCUCUCCAAUGUAGCCGCUGCCAUUUUAAAAAAAAAAGUCUGCCUAGGCCUACACGUGGGUUCUUUCGAUUCCAGUUUGGUUUCCAACUUCCAAAAGAGAUGAUCUUUGCUGUUUCAAUAAUAACCAGAAAGUAGUAUUCAGCACUACAACACUGUAAUCGCAAUCACAGCUUCCUGCCAGUUUUGAUGGAGCUGGAUGUUUUUUUUCCUCUCCUGUUCGGCUGAAACCGUUUGAUCCAGUUGAGUCUUGAAUCACAGUGAUGAUCACACUAAAUGAAAUGUGAUGACUUUCCUCAGAAUAAUUGCGGGCGGGUUGGUUCCUCUGUUGAAAUAAAGGCGUUAUACCAAGGCGAAUGGAAUGGUACAAAUUUACCAUUUCUAGAUUUUACAGAUAUCAGCCAGAUUUCUACAGUUCACUGCCUAGUAGCCUGGGUUAUAUUUAUUAACCUUGGCAAGAAUCAAAGUGUUGAUAUAAGUGAAUUAUUUUAGGUGUGAUUAUGUGUAUGAAACGGGUUUACAUUUUUCCAAAUCUAUUUUUUUUAGUGUUUCAGUUCUGAGACUUAUGAGGUAUUAAUGAAAUAAGUGUUGCAGUUUUAUUGUUAUGCUUUAAAGUUUCUUUUGUAUGUUAAGUGCCUUAUCUGUAAUGUAUGAGCUCUCUCAUGUCGUCAUGUUCUCUCCUUUUCUUUCCUGUCUCCACCUCACAACUUCAAGAUUAAAGCAUCCUCCUUCCGCGCUGUCAUUCAUCAACCACUUUUCUCCUCUUCUUUAACAAUUCCUUCCCUUCCUCUCAAACUCACCUUCAUUCCACCAACCACAUCUUUACUAACCCAGACCAACCAGCAACCUCUGUCUCCAGUGAUACAGAAGAAACUGCUGUGUACUACUUACAGUGUUAUUAUUAUUUGUAUUUUAUUUUGUAUUUUUUUGUUUAAUGAUGCAUAAGUAUUGUUAAUAAUAAUAAAAGCAGAGAUCAUGAUUCAGAAUGAAAAAA
Molecule: messenger RNA, 3303 nt
Organism: Scophthalmus maximus (turbot)
Lineage: Eukaryota; Metazoa; Chordata; Actinopteri; Pleuronectiformes; Scophthalmidae
Gene: cers2b
Product: ceramide synthase 2b
Exons: 12
Coding region: 568-1725 (385 amino acids)
Biological process (GO): ceramide biosynthetic process
Cellular component (GO): membrane
Molecular function (GO): sphingosine N-acyltransferase activity; DNA binding
Source: RefSeq, a predicted model, not a curated record